GGGGCCGCCGCGGCGGAGCCCGAGUUGUGAAAAUGGUUUGCAUAAUCUUGAACACGUACUCUCUGUGCUGAUGGGACAGGAUCCAACAUGAAUAUACAUGAUGGAGGAAGAAGACGCUUUGAGGAUAACGAACAUACAUUACAUAUAUAUCCUGGGACAAUUUCAGAAGGCACAAUCUACUGUCCCAUUCCUGCCAGAAAAAACUCCACAGCUGCUGAGGUGAUUGACUCUCUUAUUAACAGACUUCAUCUUGACAAAACAAAAUGUUACGUUCUAGCGGAGGUAAAGGAAUUUGGUGGAGAAGAAUGGAUCCUCAAUCCAACAGACUGUCCAGUUCAGAGAAUGAUGCUCUGGCCCCGAAUGGCUUUGGAAAAUCGUCUCAGUGGGGAGGACUACCGCUUUCUUUUGAGAGAAAAAAAUGUUGAUGGUUCAAUUCAUUAUGGCAGUCUUCAGUCAUGGUUACGGGUAACAGAAGAACGACGUAGAAUGAUGGAACGGGGUUUUCUUCCUCAGCCUCAACAGAAAGACUUUGAUGACUUAUGCAGUUUGCCUGAUUUAAAUGAAAAAACUCUCUUAGAAAAUCUACGAAAUCGCUUUAAGCAUGAAAAAAUUUAUACCUAUGUUGGCAGUAUUCUUAUAGUUAUUAACCCAUUCAAGUUUCUUCCUAUUUAUAAUCCCAAAUAUGUCAAAAUGUAUGAUAAUCACCAAUUGGGAAAACUUGAGCCUCACAUUUAUGCUGUGGCUGAUGUUGCUUAUCAUGCAAUGCUUCAGCGCAAAAAGAAUCAGUGCAUUGUGAUUUCUGGAGAGAGUGGUUCUGGGAAGACUCAAAGCACAAAUUUUCUUAUUCACCACCUUACUGCUCUCAGUCAGAAAGGAUUUGCCAGUGGAGUAGAACAAAUCAUUCUUGGAGCUGGACCAGUACUUGAGGCCUUUGGAAAUGCAAAGACAGCUCAUAACAACAAUUCAAGUCGCUUUGGCAAGUUUAUUCAAGUAAAUUACCAAGAAACAGGCACUGUACUUGGUGCUUAUGUUGAAAAAUAUCUAUUGGAGAAGUCCAGACUUGUCUAUCAAGAGCACAAUGAACGGAACUACCAUGUAUUCUAUUACCUCUUGGCAGGAGCAAGUGAAGAAGAGAAAUUAUCAUUCCAUCUUAAAGAACCAGAAGAAUAUCAUUAUCUCAAUCAGAUAACAAAGAAACCCCUCAGACAGAGCUGGGAUGAUUAUUGCUAUGACUCUGAGCCGGAUUGUUUCACUGUGGAGGGUGAAGAUUUGAGGCAUGACUUUGAACGCUUACAACUAGCCAUGGAAAUGGUAGGAUUUCUUCCCAAGACACGAAGACAGAUUUUCUCUCUUCUCUCAGCAAUACUACAUUUGGGUAAUAUUCGUUAUAAGAAGAAGACUUACCGGGAUGACUCCAUAGAUAUUUGUAAUCCUGAAGUUCUACCUAUUGUAUCUGAAUUAUUAGAAGUUAAGGAAGAGAUGCUAUUUGAAGCAUUAGUUACAAGGAAGACCAUGACAGUGGGAGAAAAGCUUAUUUUACCAUACAAGCUAGCAGAGGCUGUGACUGUGAGGAAUUCCAUGGCUAAGUCUUUAUAUAGUGCUCUGUUUGACUGGAUUGUUUUUCGGAUUAAUCAUGCACUUUUGAAUAGUAAAGAUUUGGAACAAAACACCAAGACGUUUUCCAUUGGUGUUCUUGAUAUUUUUGGCUUUGAAGAUUAUGAAAAUAACAGCUUCGAACAGUUCUGUAUUAAUUUUGCUAACGAACGUUUACAACAUUACUUUAAUCAGCAUAUCUUUAAAUUGGAACAAGAGGACUAUAGAACUGAAGGUAUCAGCUGGCACAAUAUAGAUUAUAUUGAUAAUACCUGUUGCAUAAAUCUUAUUAGUAAGAAGCCAACAGGACUGCUCCAUCUUUUGGAUGAAGAAAGCAACUUUCCACAGGCUACAAAUCAAACAUUGCUAGACAAAUUUAAACAUCAACAUGAAGAGAAUUCUUACAUUGAAUUUCCAGCUGUGAUGGAGCCUGCUUUUAUCAUAAAGCAUUAUGCUGGGAAAGUUAAAUAUGGUGUAAAGGAUUUUCGAGAAAAAAAUACAGAUCACAUGCGUCCAGAUAUUGUAGCUCUUCUGAGAAGUAGCAAGAGUGCAUUUAUCUGUGGGAUGAUUGGAAUUGAUCCUGUAGCUGUUUUCCGAUGGGCAGUACUUCGAGCUUUUUUCAGAGCCGUCAUUGCUUUCAGGGAAGCUGGGAAAAGACACAUACGGAGAAAAUCUGGACAUGAUGAUUCAGUGCCGUGUACAAUUUUGAAAAACAUGGAUAGUUUCAGCUUUCUCCAACACCCUGUCCACCAGCGGAGCUUGGAGAUUCUACAGAGGUGCAAAGAAGAGAAGUACAGUAUAACACGGAGAAAUCCCAGAACACCACUCUCUGAUCUGCAGGGCAUGAAUACUCUAAAUGAAAAAAACCAACAGGAUACAUUUGAUAUUACCUGGAAUGGCAGAACUGGGAUUCACCCGAAUAGACUAUCAAAUAGCUCCUCUCUGCUUGAUAAAGAUGGAAUAUUUGCUAAUUCAAGUAGCAGCAAGCUCCUGGAGAGAGCCCAUGGAAUUCUCACGAGAAACAAGAACUUGAAACCUAAACCUGGCCUUCCAAAGAACUUGCUAGAGAUAAAUUCCUUAAAACACCUGACCAGACAGACACUACAGGAUCGCAUUACAAAGUCUCUUCUUCAUUUGCACAAGAAGAAGAAACCUCCUAGCAUCAGUGCCCAGUUUCAGGCUUCAUUAAGCAAGCUAAUGGAGACACUUGGUCAAGCAGAACCAUAUUUUGUAAAAUGCAUUCGCUCUAAUGCUGAAAAGCUACCUUUAAGGUUCAAUGAUGCAUUAGUGCUUAGACAGCUUCGGUACACUGGGAUGCUGGAGAUUGUUCGAAUUCGUCAGUCAGGAUACAGCUGCAAAUAUUCUUUCCAGGACUUUGUGAGCCAUUUCCACGUGCUACUGUCCCGCAAUAUUGUUCCGUCCAAACUUAAUAUUCAGGAUUUCUUCAGGAAAAUAAAUCUUAAUCCAGAUAAUUAUCAAGUUGGAAAAUCCAUGGUCUUCUUAAAGGAGCAGGAACGACAGCAUCUACAAGAUGUGCUUCAUCAAGAGGUACUCCGCAGAAUCAUAUUGUUGCAGCGAUGGUUCAGGGUCUUGCUGUGUAGGCAGCAUUUCUUACAACUGAGACAAGCAUCCAUGAUUAUCCAGCGUUUCUGGAGGAAUCACCUAAAUCAGAAACAAAUUAGAGAUGAAGCUGUGCAACAGGAUGCUCUAGUGAUAGCUAGUGCAGCCACUCUUCUCCAAGCUUCCUGGCGUGCUCACUUAGAGAGGCAACGAUUCUUGGAGCUCCGGGCUGCAGUGAUUGCCAUUCAGCGGAGGUGGAGGGAAUAUUCUAGGCGGAGGCACUCGGCUGCUACCUACCUACAGGCAAGAUGGAAAGGCCACAGAGAAAGUAAGAAGUAUCACCUGUUAAGGAAUAGGAUUAUUCUUUUGCAGUCAGCAUGUAGAGGAUUCAGAGCAAGACAAAGAUUUAAAGUUUUAAGAGAACAAAGAGUGAAAGAAAUGAAACUAAAUUUUGGAUUGGAGACUACUGAGCCAUCUGGACUUCUUGAAAUUCAGGGUUCCAACCCUUCAGAAUGGGAGGAUUGCUCCUUUGACAACAGAGUAAAAGCUAUAGAGGAAUGUAAGUCUGUGAUAGAGGGUCAUCGCAUUAAAUAUGAAAGUUCAGAGGACUUGAAGGAGUCCCCAAAUAGCCACCAUGAGAGAACUAGAAGCCAGAGUGGUAUCAGCUUGCAGGAUGAUGUGAUUGUAAGAGAAAGACCUAUGUCCCUGGAGGAUCUUCACCAGAAAAAAGUUGGUCGAGCCAAAAGAGAAAGUAGAAGAAUGAGAGAACUAGAACAAGCUAUUUUUAGCUUGGAACUGCAGAAAGUUCGUUCUCUUGGAGGUGUUUCUCCUUCAGAUGAACGUAGGUGGUCUACAGAACUGAUUUCUGAGGGCCCUCAGUCUCAACGUUGUACACCUGAUAGUGAAAGCUCUCAAGGGAGUUUGGAACUUCUGACUUACGAAGAAAAUCAAAAAAGCCAACCAGAUGAUGAGGGCUUACAGUCUCUGUCACCCAAGAUACCAAGCAGCCCAAAAUUUGAUUCACAAGAUAAUACCCUUAGCACCUCAAGUGAUACUAACUCUAAGGGGGCACCCUCUGACUCAGUUCCUUUGAAGAAUGGAUCUAGGAAGGAAAAACUUGUUAGUUCUUCUGAAUCUAUUACAUGUAAGCCACAUGUGAGAGACUCCUUUAUUUCAAAUAGUCUGCCUACUUUUUUUUAUAUCCCUCAACAAGAUCUACUGAAAACCAGUUCCCAACUAGAUACAAGCAUUCAGAGAAACAAAGAAGAGGUACUUCCAACUCUUUCUUUGGAUAUCAAUAGGGAAGGUAGAAAGUCUCACUUCUCCGGAGAAAAUCUGAUUGUUACUUCUUUGAAAACGGAUUCUUCUAAUACCGUGCUUAAGAAGUUAGAAAAGCUAAACACUGAGAAGGAAGAAAGGCAAAAGCAGUUACAGCAGCAGAAUGAAAAAGAGAUGAUGGAACAGAUUCGACAACAGACAGGCAUUUUAGAAAAGGAACGUAAAGCUUUUCAGACAGUUGAAAAGCGAAUUGGGGAAACUCUCCUGCCAUCACCUUUUCAUCAAUCAAAGCAAAGAGUAGAGAGACCUUCCUCUCUCUUUAUCCUAAAUCCUGUAAAUAAGGAAGAACCCAGUGUACUAAGGCCUUCAUCAGUAACUGUAAAAGAUGCAGCUCUUUUUCCGAAAGAGAGUCCCUCUUCUCACAUGCCCCUGGAAGACCGACCUGUCACCCUGUUUUUUGAAAGAAAAGAAGGUUCCUGUCAAUAUAACACUAACAAAGAAUCACAGAAGGCAUAUAAAAUGUCUACUCAGCAGAAUGUAUCCUCUAAACGCUCUAAUAAUCGCGUUUCAAAAAGAGAACAUUUUAAGUCAUCUCAGUCUUACAGCCGCAAGUCUGAUGACCCUUUCAGAAGUGAAACUACUAGGGCCAUUUUCUUCACACCAAAAGAUAAUAUGAAUACUUCCCUUUUAAGUAAAGAAGACUUAACCAGUGCAAAUCCCCAACCUCAUAAAAUAAAUGAACCAGCUUCGAAGCCUAUGAAAUUUUGUGGGCCAGGUCAAGGAGAGGUUGCCAGACCGGCCCAUAAAAAGAAAGCUCGAAUGGCGCGGACGCGCUCCGAUUUCUUGACUAGAGGUACUUUUGCCGAUGGGGAGGGGGACACAGAGGAAGAUGAUUACGAUGACAUAAUUGAGCCCCUACUCUCCCUUGACCAAGCCUCUCACUCUGAGAUAGGACCUGCAUCCAGCCUGGGUCAGGCCUCUCAUAGUGACUCCGAAAUGACAUCACAACGAUUUUCUUCAGUUGAUGGAGAAACAAAGCUUCAUAAGACUAUGUCUCAAGGAGAAAUUGCACAAUUGUCAAUAAGACAAAAGACUUCAGAUCUAAGUAGACCACCGAGAGCUAAAAUGAGAUUCUGGGCCAAAGGGAAACAAGGGGAGAAGAAAACUACCAGAGCAAAAUCUGAUAUUCAAACAGAGGUUUCAGCACUUUAUUCUGGGUCUGAUAUGAUCCCAGCUCAUCAAUAUUCAGAUGAAUUAUCUCAGAAUCAGUCAAUACCUCCUUUGAGUCCAGAAUUGCCUGAUAGUUCCCGUAAGGAGUUUAAAGAGAACAAAGAACCUUCUCCAAAGGCAAAGCGUAAGGGAAGUGUCAAGAUCAGCAAUGUGGCUUUAGAGUCUGUACACUGGCAGAAUGAAUCUGUCCAAAUCAUAGCAAGCGCCAGUGAUUUAAAAAGCAUGGAUGAAUUUCUUCUGAAAAAGAUGAAUGACCUAGAUAAUGAAGACAGCAAGAAAGAUACACUAGUUGAUGUUGUAUUUAAAAAAGCUCUGAAAGAAUUUCGGCAGAAUAUCUUCAGCUUUUAUUCAUCUGCAUUGGCAGUGGAUGAUGGGAAAAGCAUACGGUAUAAAGACCUCUAUGCACUAUUUGAACAGAUUCUGGAAAAGACCAUGCGACUUGAACAACGUGAUUGGAGUGAAUCUCCAGUGAGAGUUUGGGUCAAUACUUUUAAAGUAUUUUUAGAUGAGUAUAUGAACAAAUUCAAGACUUUAGAUUAUAUAGCCACAAAGGUGCCGAAAACAGAAAGAAAGAAAAGAAGGAAAAAAGAAACAGAUAUGGUGGAAGAACACAAUGGCCACAUCUUUAAGGCUACACAAUACAGCAUCCCUACAUACUGUGAAUACUGUUCUUCUUUGAUAUGGAUAAUGGAUCGAGCCUCUGUUUGUAAAUUGUGCAAGUAUGCUUGUCAUAAGAAGUGCUGUUUGAAAACCACAGCUAAAUGUUCCAAAAAGUAUGAUCCCGAGCAGUCUUCUCGACAGUUUGGGGUUGAACUGUCUCGUUUGACCAAUGAAGAUAGAACAGUUCCUUUAGUUGUGGAAAAGCUCAUAAACUACAUUGAAAUGCAUGGACUUUAUACAGAAGGUAUUUACCGAAAGUCUGGUUCAACUAAUAAAAUCAAAGAGCUUCGACAAGGUUUAGAUACAGAUGUUGAAAGUGUAAACCUAGAUGACUAUAACAUACAUGUUAUUGCAAGUGUAUUCAAACAAUGGCUUCGGGAUUUGCCUAAUCCACUCAUGACCUUUGAACUUUAUGAGGAAUUUCUUCGAGCUAUGGGCCUUCAGGACAGGAAGGAGACAAUCCGUGGUGUAUAUUCUGUGAUUGACCAGCUCUCCCGAACUCAUCUCAGUACACUGGAACGCCUUAUAUUUCAUCUAGUCAGGAUUGCUCUACAGGAGGACACUAAUCGAAUGUCUGCUAAUGCUUUGGCCAUUGUGUUUGCUCCCUGCAUUCUCCGGUGCCCAGACACCAUUGAUCCACUACAAAGUGUUCAGGACAUCAGUAAAACUACCACCUGUGUGGAGCUGAUUGUUGUGGAACAAAUGAAUAAAUAUAAAGCUCGUCUCAAAGACAUAAGUAGCCUGGAAUUUGCUGAGAGUAAAGCAAAGACCAGACUAUCACUGAUUCGUAGAUCAAUGAAACCUGUACUAAUUGCAGUUAGAUUUAUGAGCAUUACCCGCAGUUCAGUUUCGGGAAAAGGACGACUCCGUCGAGGAAACUGUCAAAGUCCAUCAUCUCCUGUUGUUCGAUUGCCCUCCAUGUCUGAUGUCCCAGAAGAUACUUUGUCUAGUGAGGCAGCUAUGGACAGUGACGUCACAGAACAACAGCAAGCUGCCAUGCAGCAAGAGGAAAGAGUACUGACGGAGCAGAUUGAGAAUCUGCAGAAAGAAAAGGAGGAGCUAACAUUUGAGAUGCUUGUACUAGAACCCCGUGCCUCUGAUGAUGAAACCCUUGAGUCUGAAGCCUCCAUUGGUACUGCUGAUAGCUCCGAAAAUCUGAAUAUUGAGUCUGAAGAGACCAUCUCUGAAAAAUCAGAGAAAAAUUUAGGCCUUAGCUCCAUAAAGGCAGCUUGCAAAUCUGAACCUUCAAGCAAGUUACGGAAGCAGCUAAAAAGGCAUCAAGACUCUUUGGAUUCAGUGGAUUCAUCAGUCUCUUCUUUUUGUCCAUCUAAUAUUUCAUCUUCUCAUGGGACCAGAAAACGAUUUCAGAUUUAUUCCAAAUCUCCUUUCUACCGAGCUGCCUCAGCUGGUGAGACCACAGCAAUGGAAGGGCCAUCGAGCCAGACCAAAUCCUUGGAAGACAGGCCUCAAUUCAUCAGCAGAGGAACCUUUAACCCUGAAAAGGGAAAACAAAAAUUAAAGAAUGUGAAAAACUCACCUCAGAAAACCAAAGAGACCCCCGAGGGGACAGUUGUAUCUGGUCGCAGGAAAGCUGUGAAUUCAGACAGCAGCUCCACUCAACAGCUAGCUCUCUUUGGAAAUAACGAGUUUAUGGUCUGAAAUAACAGAUGUGUGUCCCUUCAUGGCUACAGAAUGGUAAACAUCUCAUCUUUGGAGCCUCUUCACAUCAACUCAUCCAUGGUAGUUCAUUCUAGUUGUGGUUCUGCUUUUUGCCCAAACAUACAAGGAAGACCUUGUGUGCUGAGUUCCUGGGCCUCUGCAGAAGUGGAAAAUUCUUUCAAGCCUGCUAGGGAUGUGCCAGCUGUGCCUUGGCUGCUGUAUUUGACUAGAUUUCACUAAACAUAGGGCUUGGGGAGUUAAGUCGUUGUGGAGACCUUUUUGUUGGCCUCUUCUCCAUCUUUUCCCUUCCUAGCGGUGGUUCUUGAACUGAGGGGUGGCUAUUGUGGGCCUGAGGGACCCACUGAUUCCUGACAUUUGAAGAAAACAUAAAUUUUUCUUAACCAUAAAAGCAAAAGCCUUGGGUUUAUUUUGGGAUAAUUAGGAGCUGGUGUAGGAUAUAAUUUUUUUCCAAGAGUUUAUAAACAAAAUGCCUAAGCCCUCUAUUUUGAGAUUUUUGGAAAACACUCCAUGUUAUAUUCUGGGGAAAGUUUAAAAAAAAAAGAUUAUUUCUAGUAAGCCAUUAGAGCCUGUCUCAGACAUCUAAUUACACAGUGACAAAGAAGAUGUGUUUUGCUUUUUAGUGACAUUUGAUGUCAAGUUAAUCGAUGCUGAUCUGACUUCUGGUUAGUUCCUGCGAAGUACAUUGCAGGGACUGAAGUUCCAGAUGGCAUAAUCUCCUCAUAGUCUGUCUCCUAGGUUCACACUCCCGGUUUUUUAAGUCCCAGUGACAUGAUGACUGCCGAACAUGAGGGUUUCAUUUUAAUUCAUUAGGCUUUUUCUCUUUAUGUAGAUUAAAUGAAAUCAUACAUGAAUAGGUGAAUUCAUCUGCUGGUGAAUUUCUACCACAAGCGCAACCACAUAAUGUACCAUCUAAUCAUUUUUUCCAAAACAUUCACAGGCUAUACUGCAUGAAAAAGUAUUAACAAAAACUGCCAAAAAAUGAAAGAAAAGUUUUUAAUACAACCCAUCUAACUUUUGUUUUCUUUUCUCAGACCAUCAGUAUUAAAUAGAUUAAAAAAUAAGGACUACUUGAAGCUAUUUUUGUUAAUAUUCUGGUUACUGAAGUUUACUGUAAAUAUAUAAGUAGAGUAUGCAUAUUUCUUUUUAACCUUAUGCUUCCCUCCUCCCUGUAGAAUUUCUCCCACAGAUUAGAGGUCAGUGGACAGGGGAGUGGGAACCACUCCACAAUGAACUAAGGGAAAAGUGAAACCAUCUUUUGCACCUUUGGGUGUUUCCAUACACCUGAACUAUGAUAGCAUUUUAAGCUUUGUAGCAUUUAUGGGAUUAGAAAUCUGUUUGUUGAUAUUUAUAAUAUAUGGAAAUGAAACAUGAUACUCUUCAGAUAAGUAUGUGAAAAUGUUUAUUUUUAAAGUUACUAAAUGCAUCUUGUCUAAUAUGCACUGUUCUUAAAAAAAGAGCCUUUUACCAUCUAUAAUCUGAAUUUUGGUUAUUCUUUCUUUGAUACUUUGCUUUGAAGUAUGGAAAUGUUACAGCAGACUCUCGCCUGUUACACAACACUGAACCUCAUGCCACCGCCACAGUGGUUAUUAUUUAGCCUCAGAAGUCAGGCUUGGAUCAUUUGAGUGGCAGCUAAUGGUAGAAGGAGUCUUACUCUCCCUUGUUUGGAUUCAGAGAUGAGCUAGGGUCAUCUUUUAAAAAUUUGCAGAAUGAUUAUGGUUAGUUAGUAAGUAAGUGUUAUAUUUGUGUAUUGCACAAAUACCUUGCCACCUUGUUCAUGCUAUCCUGAGGAGGACUCAGUUUGAACCCCUUUUAAAUCUGAUCUUAGAGGAAAAACCCAACCCCUUGGUAUGCUUUUGUCAACAUGGGAUAUACAGUGGCUAGGACCCUCCCCCAGAUGAACACUUUGCAGUAUUUUUAGGAGAAUGGUAUUCUGCUGUCCUUAGACUAGGGCUCUCAACUAGUUUCAGGGCAUUUGUUAAUGCUGUAUGAGAAAGAGAGUACCCACAUGGAAUAAUUUCCUCUGGACCAGUGAAUGGUCAAGAGGAUGGCAAGAUGUUCUCCCUUCUUAAAUAUUUCUGGGCUUUUAGUUUGUUUGUUGCCCUUUUUCUCUUUCAACAUGUUUCUGGCAGUUAAAAAAAGAAACUACUCAUCUAGGUCACUUUAUAAGAACAAGUUCAUGGAUGUUGAAGCUAAUUUUUCUCAGGGACUUGAAACCUGAAUUUGGAUGCAGUUCAAUUAAAAAAAUGUUUAUUUUUCAAUUGCUAGAUUUGUGGAUUUCUAGUCAUAUAUUAAACUGCCAGAAUGGAGGAUUAUCAGGAGGGGUGAGCUGCACAUUUGUAAGAUUGAAAAACAAGUAUGAGACCCUCCCUUUGGCAGAAAACUGCAGUUCUCAUUGAAUAACAGGCAUUGCUGACUUGUUAUGAUAAAGAAAUGGGGCCUUUAAGUCUUAAAAAAUUGUCAGAGCCAAGUGCUAUAAAUUCUUAUAUUGUGGUCACUGUGAUGUCAUCACAAAAUGAUGCUGCAUUACAGUCACUUAAGAUGUUUAACCUUAAGUCUCAAAUUUGUAUUUCCUAUUACUUCUCCUUUGCUUGUUUUCUUUGGUAUUGCCUCAAGGUAACCCUGAAUGGUAUCAGUGGGGUCACCCCAUAUUUACAGCUCAUACUUUUUAAGGUGAAGGAUAUUCUGUUUAUAUCACACAUUUCCCAAAAAAGCUUGAAUUUUUCAUUCUGCCCAUCAAAGCUAACACAUCCAUUUAAUUGUACACAUGUAAUGGAAAUUUUUUUUGAAUCACAUUGUAUAUCACAAAGUAAAAUAAACUAGCAAAUGAAGGAUUCAGGGAGAUUACAUGCUUAGUUUGUAAUGCACUUUGUACUUCCUGCCAUUUUAAUUAUUUUGCCACUCUGGGCUUCCCAAAACAUAGAUAAGCUCUCCAACUAGGGAUUUAAGGUUAGGGUAGGGUACUAGAGCUCUGUUUUCUUGUGCUUUGGAGAGCAGGAAUAGUUCUAAAGCUGCAGGUUAGCAAAGACUUCUGUUCCAUCUUCCAUCACAAUAGAAUUUCAGGGUCAGAAGCUCUGAGAGGAUGCCGAGAAGAGGAAGUCUCCCCAUAUCCUGUCCCCAUGCAACAGGCCUACGUCAGUGCCUGUGAGCCAUAUGUUGUUUUCAUUUUAAACUAUAAUGAAUGUUUUCACAAGCACUUUGGUUAAUUAGACGUAUUCUCAGGAUGUGUUUAAGCUAAGAGUGUUUUAAUUUUAAAAAAGAAACCGUUCAAAGGUGGCUUUUCUCAUCCUCUUUUCUUCCCCUUUUGCUCUUGUUGGAGAGCUGGGUAAGGAGCGUGCAUCAUACUCUGUUGACAAAUGGGUUAGAUCCACCCACACAUUAGUGAUGCGUUCCAAGCCCUAUUCCCCAGCAAAGUACUAGUCUUAGGGAGGCAGUUUAUUUGUAUUUGUAGGAGUUCUUUGUCUUUUUUGUGCCCCUAAUACUUUUAUUCAGUUUUCUCUGGAUCUGCUCCCACUUCUCUUUGGUUUCAAAAGGUCAUGGCAGAAUGAUGAUUGUGGGUCAACCUAUUGGGUUUUUUUGGUUUCGUGGCUGAAAUUGUUUUCAACUAAACCCCACCAUGGGGCCUGUUACCUUACUAAAUAUUUAUCAGCCCUCUUAAAUUCAUAAACGUUAUACCUUUUGAACCAAGUUAUUGUAUGUAUUUACCAGAGGAAAGGUGUGGGCUACAGAUUAGUAUUAUAUUUUAACGGAUUUAAAGUAAUUUAUAAGUAUAUUGAGUGUAAAUUUUUAAAGAACUUUGUAUUGUAAAGGGACAUAUUCUAUGAGUUAUAGUAUCAUUUUACUGUUAAACAGAAUAAUUCUCUAAGAAGAAUGACUUCUCAUCUACAGAACUGAUUACAUUCCUGAUGCAAUCAAUAGGCACUUUGUAAUUUCCUUUUGGGGUUUGUUUUGGGUUUUUUUCUGGGGGGGCGUGCAAGAUGUCACCUGUAUGAAGUACAGUUUGUGCCACUCAGAAUAUGCACUGUAUGGCUACACAGAAGCAGCUUGACGAACAAAUCACUCCAUGGCUCAUUAAAGAACAAAGCUUCCCAAA
Molecule: messenger RNA, 12091 nt
Organism: Suncus etruscus (white-toothed pygmy shrew)
Lineage: Eukaryota; Metazoa; Chordata; Mammalia; Eulipotyphla; Soricidae
Gene: MYO9A
Product: myosin IXA
Exons: 44
Coding region: 88-7980 (2630 amino acids)
Biological process (GO): intracellular signal transduction; positive regulation of GTPase activity
Cellular component (GO): myosin complex
Molecular function (GO): GTPase activator activity; microfilament motor activity; ATP binding
Source: RefSeq, a predicted model, not a curated record